Molecule: messenger RNA, 5633 nt
Organism: Ipomoea nil (Japanese morning glory)
Lineage: Eukaryota; Viridiplantae; Streptophyta; Magnoliopsida; Solanales; Convolvulaceae
Product: putative late blight resistance protein homolog R1A-10
Exons: 9
Coding region: 24-3485 (1153 amino acids)
Biological process (GO): defense response to other organism
Molecular function (GO): ADP binding
Source: RefSeq, a predicted model, not a curated record
AAGAUUGCAAUUGGGAGAGAGAGAUGGCUUGUGUUGCUUUAACUUCUCUGAUUAGAAGCAUUGAGAUUGAGUUCCUGCAACCCACAUCAAGGGUGAAGCUGUCUCUCCAUCGACCACUAAUCAAAUCUUUCCAUGCGAACCUUUCUUGUUUGCAAGCCUUUCUCCAGAACAAAUCCAGUGGUGAUGGAGAUGGAGAUGGAGAUGGAGAUUUAGAAAUCCAAAUCAGAGACUUUGCACUCCAAGCUGAAGAUGACAUUGAAUCACAAGUAAGCAACUUCCUUUUAGCUCUCUUAGCCAAAGGCCCCAAACAUGAAGAAGAAGCUUCCCAGGAGCUCCGUCAAACCCUGCGAAAAGCAGCCAAAAUUGCGGCAGAGUUGUUGCAGAUUAUCAACAAAGAAAAGGAGCAUGAGAGAAAGAUGGCUUGUGUUGCUUUAACUUCUCUGAUUAGAAGCAUUGAGAUUGAGUUUCUCCAACCCACAUCAAGGGUGAGGAUGUCUCUCCAUCGACCACUAAUCAAAUCUUUCCGUGCAAACCUUUGUUGCUUGCAAGCCUUUCUCGACAACAAAUCCAGUGGUGAUGGUGAUGCACUCAGAGAUUUAGAAAUCCAAAUCCGAGACUUUGCACUCAAGGCUGAAGACGACAUUAAAAUUCAACUUAGCAACACCUUUCUUGCUGAAGUCGACAUUGAAAUACAACUUAGCAAAAGAGAAAAAGCUUUCCAUAAACUCCAUCAAACAUUGGAAGAAGCUGCAAAAAAUGCAGCAGAGCUAUUGUCGGAGUCAUGUGUAAGUGAGAGAGAGAAGGCUAGUGUUGCUUUAACUAUUCUCAUCACAAAAUUUAAGCAUUGCAUUAAUUUGCCACGAUUCCCAGAGGUGUAUUUUGGUGGUGCAGCAGCAAUGGAAUCUUUCUUAGAAAUGCUUUUUUCUCUGCGAGCCUGCUUAUUGCAGGAGGGGAAUUCCAAUUCCAAUUCUAAUUCUGGGGCUGCAAUCACAAAAUUGGAAACCAAAAUCAGAGUCUUCGCACUCAAGGCUGAAGAUGGCCUCCAAAUACAACUAAACAACUUCCUUCUAGCCAAACACACCUCCAAAGAAGAAGCCCAGAAGCUCAGUCAAACCUGGCAAAAAGCAGCUGGAUUUGCGACAGAGUUGUUGAAGAGCAUCAAAAAAGAAAAAGCUUCACAAGAAGCAGCAGAAAGGGCAGAAGUGUUUUUGAACUGUAAUAAAAGAAGCAAUGAAGAAGUUGAUGAAGAUGAGGCAAAUCAAAUUCAACCAUUAAAACAUGCUGCAGCUUCCAAUUCUCCCAAUGUUGUUGAGUCUGAGGGCAGAAUGGUUGGUCGUCACCAUGAUUGUACAGUCAUAAAGGACCAACUCUUUUCUUCCCAUUUUCAAAAACUAAUGAUAAUCUCAAUUGUUGGAAUGGUGGGUAUUGGAAAGACUACUGUAGCAAGAAAUGUGUAUGAAGAUCCAUCAGUUUCAUCGCAUUUUGAUGUAAGAGGUUGGGUUACUAUACCUCAACACUACAAUAAGAGCAGAAUGCUAAUCGACCUUCUUCAGUCAAUGACACCAGUGGAGCCAAAUGUAAUUAAAAAGGGAAGCACUCCAAAUCAACUAGAAAUGCAGGUACGCGAAUGCUUACGUGGUAGGAUGUAUCUAAUUGUUUUGGACAACAUUAUGAGCAAUCAAGCUUUGACUGACAUCAAACAGUGUGUUCCUGAUGACAAGUUUGGAAGUUGCAUAUUACUAACCACUAGACACUUCAACCUAACCGACCGAUAUAAAUACUUGAGCUGCUAUAUCCAUAACAUGACUUUGCUAGAUCCAAAAGAAAGUUGGGAACUGUUUUGUAAUAUCCUUUCUAUUGAUGAAGAGCACUUGGCCCCUAAAUAUAAAAAAAUUAGGAACCAUGUUGUGGAGAAAUGUGAUGGAUUACCCCAGUUAAUUGUUGAAGUUGCCAAGCGUUUAUCUAAAUGCAACAACAUACAACAAGGGUGGAAGAAGAUUGAGAAGGAAUUAGAAUCAUUGGGAUUUCUAGAUCACAAUGAACUCAUGGUCGGUUACAAUAUGUUACCAGAUUCUUUGAAAGUAUGCUUUCUAUACUUUGGAGUCUUCCCAAAACGUAACAAAAUUCUAGUUAAAAUGCUUAUAAGGUUGUGGAUUGCUGAGGGAUUUGUGAAGCCAUUGGAUCAUAACGAGUUAGAAGAUCAAGUUUAUGAGUACUUACAAGAGCUUACUAAUAGAAGCCUUCUCUUACUUGAAGAUCUAAGUUUUGAUGGCAAAAUCAAGACUUGUAGAAUGCAUAGUGCUAUGCAUAGCUUCUGUGUUGUACAAGCUCAGAGAGAAGUUAUUUUUUGUGCAGUAAAUACUCAGCAACAUUUAGGACUGCCAUUAAAAGCAUUUGCAAAUUCAUGUCGUUGGCUAAGUUUGUACUCACACAGUUUUGACUAUUAUGUGCUCUUUGAUAUGAACAUCGCUCGCUCCAUUUUCUUCUUUCAUGAAAAUCCAGAAAUGUUUGUUCCUCCCAAGCUGUUAAGAGUUUUGGCUUUUGAUACUUCUAUAUCACUUCAAAGAGUGCCAGUGCAAUUAGGGGGUUUAGUUUUUCUGAGAUACCUAUCCAUAACACAAUGGUUCGAAGAUCUGGAUGAUGUAGUGUCAGAUAAUCCAAAUUUAGAGACACUUGUUGUUUCUGGUAAUGGAGCACCAACUGUCCAUUUGCCAUCUAGUAUUUGGAAGUCACCACACUUAAGGCAUCUUGAACUUGGCAGUUCAUAUAUGGUUGGUCCUCCAAGUGCAGAUAAAAAGAAUUUACAAACAUUAUCUUGGGUGGUGAGACCGGUUCAUUGCAGAAUGAAGGUGUACAAAAAGUUCCCUAAGAUAAAAAAUCUGAAAAUUUUGCUAAAGGAUGACUUAGAUCCCGGUCACAUUGGAUUAUAUUCCCGCAAUCCUACUAUUUUGGAUCAUUUUAACUAUUUGGAAGGGCUUGAGAAGCUUAGCAUUUCGGUUUCUAUUGGUUGCAAUGCAGCCCUUCCAAAACAGUGUAGGUAUCCUUUAGGACUAAAGAAGUUGAAGUUGAGUGGGACUUAUAUUUCUGAGAGCGAUUUAAACGUUAUUGCCAAGUUACCCGAGCUUAAGGUGCUCAAGUUGGAAAAUGCCUUCCAUGGAACAGUAUGGAAUGUUGCUCGAGGAGGAUUUCCUAAAUUAAUAUCCUUGCUCCUUGAAGCUAAAGAACUCAAGCAGUGGGUACUUAGCAACCCGGGUGACCUUUGGGAGCUCAGACACUUAGUCUUAAGAUCUUGUAAUUGUUUGGAACAGAUACCAAAGUGUCAAGGUUACAAGUUGAAAUCCAUUGAGUUGAAGGGGUGUCACUCUUCCCUUGUCACUUCUGCCAAGCAGUUUCAACAGGAUUUUAAAUACAGAAAUAUUGAGAUCAAAAUCCUGGACCCCAAAUAUGAUAAAUCACAGAAUACAGAUACAGAAGUGUCUAUGUAAGACGACUUUGGCAGCCUCACAGUAUAUACGGAGUAACUGUUACAAAAUGAGUAUCCAGAAGUUGGUAAUAGAUGCUACUGAAACGUGGGCUCAAGAUUGAGCUGUCUGUCAAAAAGACAGUGGAUCACCAAACAUUGUGAAAGAGAUAGAUCUAAUGUUGAUGUUUUGUCUUUUUGAAGAAAUCAUGUUGGUGACUCCGGCAAGCUGCCACAGAUACUGAAUGACACCUUCAAUUUUGAUCAGAUCCUAAAUGGCAGGGCUCAAGAGUAUCCUCUCAAAUGGACAAUGGUCAAUUUUUCCUCACCGAACAUAGUGAAGGAGAUGCAUGUUAGUCAUUUACGAUGUACUGUCAUUGGUGAAACCCUUGAUAGUGCGUUUGAGUUAACUAAUAUGUUUGGCGUUUUUCAUAAGAAGCAUGUUGGUGGCUAUGACAGGCAGGGUGAUUCAUCUGGUGCCUAUAGAGAUUAUAUGACUUUACAUGCCUAAUGCCAGUGCAAUUAGGGGGUUUAGUUUUUCUGAGAUACCUAUACAUAACACAAUGGUUCGACGAUCUGAAUGAUGUAGUGUCAAAUAAUCCAAAUUUAGAGACACUUGUUGUUUUUGGUGAUGGAGAACCAACUGUGCAUUUGCCAUCCAGUAUUUGGAAGCCACCACAAAUCCACAAUUAAAGCAUCUCAAACUAGGCAAUUCAUAUAUGGUAUAUCCUCCAAGUGCAGAUAAAAAGGAGUUAAAAACAUUAUCUUGGGUGGUGAGACCAGUUCAUUGCAGAACAAAGAUGUACAGCAAGUUCCCUAACAUAAAAAAUCUGAAAAUUUUGUUGAAGGAUGGGAUAGAGCUCCCCAGUCACAUUGGAGGAUGUUGCAAUAGUCCUAUUUGUUUGGAUCAUUUUUACUAUUUUAAAUGGCUUGAGAAGCUAAGCAUCUCAGUUUCUAUUGGUUGCAAUACAGCCCUUCCAGAAUUGGCUAGGUAUCCUUCAGGACUUAAGAAGUUGAAGUUGAGUGGAACUAAUAUUUCUGAGAGGGACUUAAAUGUAAUUGCCAAGUUACCCCAGCUGAAGGUGCUCAAGUUGGAAAAUGCCUUCCAUGGAAAAGUAUGGGAAGUAGCUAAAGGAGGAUUUCCUGAAUUAAUAUUCUUGCUCCUUGAAGCUAAAGAACUCAAGAAGUGGGUACUUAGCUCCUCGACUGACUGUUGGCAGCUCAGACACAGAGUCUUCAAAUCUUGUAAUCGUCUGAAACAGAUGCCAAAGGAUCUUACAGGUUACAACUUGGAGUCAAUUGAGUUGGAGGGGUGUCGCUCUUCCCUUGUCGCUUCUGUCAAGCAGUUUCAACGGAAGAAAAGUUCCAAAAAUCUUAAGAUCAAAAUCACAGAGUACCGAUACAGAUGUGUCUACAGACACAUUGGGCAGGUGAUGCAUAACCGUACCCUUCAAAUCAGUCUAUGUUUCCUUUCCUACGGGAGAAGUUGAGAUCAAGUGGCCGCGCGGUUUAAUUUCUCAGAUAGGCAUUUAACAGUAAUUGGCAUGUUGCGUCAGCUUAAGAAACUUAAUCUCUCUGAUUUUAGUUUCUGUUGUCGCUGCUGCCAUGCAGAUUCAAAAGGGCUGCAUCCAUUACGAAGAAGAAUGUUUGAGAUCAAAUUCAAAUUCAAUGGGCUUGAAUACGAGGAAUCACCGUAUCCAUAUGUAGAGACUGAGAUAACAGUGAAUUAAGUGGUAUUAGAAAAAUGGCAGGCGAUUAAGGAUAAACUUCCUCAAUUCAACAUCAUAGAAAGAAGCAGUUUUGAAUAGCUCAAGGCAAUGGAUGGCUGAAUAGUAGAGUUGCUAUCUUUGAUCAAGAGUUGUGUGAAUAAAAGUUUUUGAACUGGGAAGCUGGUAGUGCUCAAGCUAUUGGAAAUGUUGAGAAUGGAUCUGCUCAUCUCGGGAUUUGAGGAGGUUAUCUUUGCGCAUAUUAUGAGGGAAGGAAAUAGGUGUGCUGAUUUUCUUGCCAAUCUCGGUCAAUCUGCAGAAAUAAGAACGACAGUUCUUGAAUCUUGAGGCCCUUCCGGAAGAUAUGUUGAGGCUCCUGGUUGUUGAUGCUAGCGGAACAAGAUUUAGAAGAGUCAGAUAGUGUCCGCUUAGGGCGGUGGUGGUUAUCACCAAAAAAAAAAAAAAAA